UUGGGACACCAAUCCAAAUGUAAUAAUGUGUUCAAACUGGAGUUGAGUGCUGUUAUUAUCAGUCACACAUUAAGUGUGUUCGUACCCUCUCUCAAGCUGAAACCAACACAACGCGUCAAUCACCAUCCACCACCGACGGGGACGCAAGGGGACAUCACUAAAAAAGAUGGUCUUCUACGAGCUGUUCGACGAAUGUGUGCAACCUACCCUAAAUGUGCCCCGUUGCUGCUUCUUCCAACAAGUUUUCAUCUACCAAGUCUCGCAUCCGGUUGGCUGACUAGCCAUGAUUGCCGUUCUCUGCGCCAGUGUUUGUCUGCAUCUAAUCCAAAAUCUGGCUUUCAACCCCAACUAAAUGGGGAUAAACAGUAUUCCCAAGAGUGCAAUUUUUCAUACACUAUUUACCGCCUGCACCGGAGUCAAGGGUACUGGAACAAGUCGACCAAAGUGGAAGAUUGUUGCGAAAAUUCCGAACAACAUGUCUGCGCUGACUGUUGUUCAGACCCUACUCAGCAAGUGCCAAAUAUCUGGAUACUGAAACCAGCCGACGAGGCACGGGGAAAAGGAAUUUACCUGUUUAAUCAGCUGGAGCAGUUUGCCUAUUUUGCCAAAUCUGUAGUGCAAAAGUACAUCACAGACCCUCUGCUGAUUAAGGGCUACAAAUUUGACUUGCGGUUGUACGCAGUUGUGCCAUCAUACGCACCAUUCAUCGUCUAUAUUUAUUCAGAAGGUCUUGUCAGGUUCGCCACGGAACCAUUCGACUUGAAUGAUUUGCAGAACGUCUACUCUCAUUUGACCAACACCGCCAUUAACGUGAAUGGACCAAGAUAUCUGUUAAAUAAGGCACCAAACGCUUAUGAACUCUUUGGUUUCGAUAUUCUGAUUGACAACCAUCUGCGUCCAUGGCUACUGGAGGUCAAUGCCAAUCCGUCGAUGUCAGGCACUUGCAUUGUUGACGAACUGGUCAAAAAGCCACUCAUCACCUCUCUGCUUAGUAUGCUCAGGCUCAGUCGACGUUCACCUAAAUCUUUUUUAUCAAAUUCGAUCUCAAAACAUGAGUCAGAAGUGAAGGAUAUACGCACAAGUUCGGGGAUUAUUUGUCUACCCAUAGAACAAACAGCAGCUCACCAAAACCCUGCUCCAUCUGGGCAGCUGUGUUUCAGUUUCAAAAACCGACCAACUGAAUCAAAAAGUAAAUUACCCAUUCGAGUGACACAAAUUCAAAAUUCCGCACCUGGUGACAAUGCACUGGGAAGUGCGUUGCAAAGGAACGAGGAGCUGAACGCUUCUUUGACAUCGCCUGAUACUCACCAUGAUCUGAUCGGCCAACUCUUCCAAAUGGGUAAAGGAAACGAAAACGUUCGGGAAUGUUCCGCGAAUCGUGUGUCUGUCCCCUUAGGUAUGCUUGCCUCUUUGGAUGAGUUGCACAAAUUGGGGAAGCAAGUUCCCAUCGGAGGACUGUGUGAUGUAACAACAUGCAUAGGCCGACUGCUCUUGGGGCUUCCAAAAUUUCAGUGUUCACUCUAUGGAUCGGGAUCUGAGUGUUUGCUUCCACGCUUACAUGCAUUGGGCGAUCAGUUUAAACAUUCAUACAAGUUACACAAGAAUCCGUCCCUUCGGACCGCUUCGAAAGAUGUGUUGAUGGAACCAAACGGUAUCGCUGGAAUACAUGGCAAGCGCAAAGCGCCAAAAGCUAUUGGAGAAGGUUGUCAUCCGACAUUUCAUUCAUAUUCGACCUGUUCCAAGCCUUGUACCAUGAGAAACCACGCCCAGAAAGAAGAGGAGCAACAGCAUCAACAGUCUGGGAAUGAGCUUAUUCCACAUGCCUUUGGUUUGAUGCGAUUAGCCUUUCCGUUUAACUUGAGCACGCGGAUAGCCUGCGCCAGUGGACGUGGUGGAUAUCCGGAUGUCAAAUCUUGCGUCCAACAAAUCUGUCGUCUAAUGUUUCAUUACGCCCGGGAGAGAAGAGAUGAAUCUGUUGUGACCGAUAUUUCGGUGAUGGACAUCCCAGGUGUGUGGGACGAA
Messenger RNA from Opisthorchis viverrini, 2022 nucleotides. RefSeq lists its product as hypothetical. The record is from RefSeq and is a predicted model, not a curated record. Gene Ontology annotation, molecular function: tubulin-glutamic acid ligase activity; tubulin binding. The annotation marks the transcript as partial. Gene Ontology annotation, cellular component: cilium. NCBI's taxonomy places the organism in Eukaryota, Metazoa, Platyhelminthes, Trematoda, Opisthorchiida, Opisthorchiidae. Gene Ontology annotation, biological process: protein polyglutamylation; microtubule cytoskeleton organization. The transcript is spliced from 8 exons.